AUGAGCACUAUUGAUGGUGCGGUGAGAGUUGAGGUUAGCACUACUAAGGGUGCUGAGGUUAUUGAUGCGGGCACUACUGAGGGUGACCCUACUGGUGGUGGUCAGCGCCAGAACAGGUUGUAUGCUCUACAGGCUCGCCAAGACAAGGAAGAUUCUCCUUACAUGGUCACUGAAGUAAACUUUAGUGUCAGCCCAGAAACCCUUUCAGAUGCCUUUUCAGUCUCUACUCUAGUUGGUGAUCCAGUUAUAGCUAAACGGAUUCACGUUCUAACAAGGGAGAUGGUGUAUACUGCAAUGUUGUUGCUAAAAUAUUUACCAAUAUCUUUAGUAGAUACUAUAAUUGCAAAAUACGCUAAAUUUAAGUUUGGAAAUUUAGCAGAAUUAGGAAUACAACAACCGGAAGAAGGCCCAUUUUCUUUUAAAAUAUCAAAAGGUAGAUCUACAGUAAUUAAUGUUGGUGCCAUUGACAAGAUUAAACUUGGACAGAUUAAGGUACUUCCUGAAAUAUCGAAAAUAAAGGAACAUCCAAUAGUGUUUGACAAUGGAGAUGAACAUCAAUUUGAUGCAAUCAUUUUUGCUACUGGAUACAAGAAUAUUGCUACCAAAUUGCUAAAGAUAGAGUCUGGUGGUACUUUGUCUCCAUUUGUUACUUGA
Molecule: messenger RNA, 654 nt
Organism: Solanum tuberosum (potato)
Lineage: Eukaryota; Viridiplantae; Streptophyta; Magnoliopsida; Solanales; Solanaceae
Product: probable indole-3-pyruvate monooxygenase YUCCA10
Exons: 6
Coding region: 1-654 (217 amino acids)
Molecular function (GO): NADP binding; flavin adenine dinucleotide binding; N,N-dimethylaniline monooxygenase activity
Source: RefSeq, a predicted model, not a curated record